CCAGGCACACUAGCAAGGUCUAGAGCACAAAAAUGGAGAAAAUGGAGGAGAGUAAUAAAAAAGAAACCAAUGUUAAAAGGCAGAAGGGAGGAAUGAUCACCAUGCCUUUCAUUUUUUCAAAUGAGGUCUGUGAGAAAUUGGCUGUGGUAGGAUUCAAUACUAAUAUGAUUAGCUACCUAACGACUCAGAUUCAUAUGCCAUUAACCAAAGCUGCCAACACUGUGACGAACUUCGGUGGAACUGCUAGCUUGACACCGCUGCUUGGUGCCUUCAUAGCCGAUUCAUACGCCGGACGUUUCUGGACUAUAACAGUCGCUUCCAUCAUAUAUCAAAUGGGGAUGACAUCUUUAACUCUAUCAGCUAUACUUCCACAAUUCAGGCCGCCACCAUGUAAAGGUGAGGAAGUGUGCCAGCAAGCUACGGCAGGACAGUUGGCAAUCCUGUAUGGAUCUCUCCUACUAGGAGCCUUGGGGUCAGGAGGGAUCAGACCUUGUGUGGUUGCAUUUGGGGCAGACCAGUUCGAUGAAACCGACCCAAAGCAAUCAACCAAGACAUGGAAAUACUUCAAUUGGUACUACUUCGUCAUGGGGGCAUCAAUGCUGGUGGCUGUGACAGUUCUUGUCUACAUUCAGGACAACUUCGGGUGGGGAUGGGGCCUCGGAAUCCCCACCAUUGCCAUGUUCCUUUCGAUCAUCACUUUCAUCGCCGGUUACCCACUUUACCGGCACAUGGAUCCGGCAGGGAGUCCGUUCACCCGCUUGUUACAGGUUUCGGUGGCAGCUUUCAAGAAGAGGAAAUUGACCAUGGUUACUGAUCCACAGUUGCUGUACCGGAAUGAAGAGCUUGACGCAGCAAUUUCUUUAGGUGGAAAACUUGUUCACACAGAACAAAUGACAUUUCUUGACAAGGCAGCCAUUGUGACUGAGGAAGAUAAUGUGAAAUCCUCUCAAGCUCCUAAUCUAUGGAGACUAAACACUGUGCAUCGAGUUGAGGAACUGAAAUCUGUGAUCCGAAUGGGACCAAUAUGGGCAGCAGGAAUCCUCCUCAUCACAGCUUAUGCUCAGCAGAGCACAUUCUCCCUCCAACAAGCCAAAACCAUGGACAGGCACCUGACAAAAUCCUUCGAAAUCCCUGCUGGUUCCAUGUCUGUCUUCACCAUGGUCUUCAUGCUCUUCACCAUAGCCCUUUACGACCGGGUUCUAGUCCGCAUUGCCCGCAGAUUCACGGGGCUCGACCGGGGUAUCACCUUCUUGCACCGGAUGGGAAUCGGAUUCGUGAUAUCAGUGUUAGCCACUCUUGUAGCAGGCUUCAUCGAAAUAAAGCGUAAACAAGCAGCUUUCGCUCACGGGCUUCAAGACAAGGCUCACGGUAUCAUCCCCAUCUCAGUUAUCUGGCUCGUGCCACAGUACGCCCUCCAUGGAAUAGCUGAAGCUUUCAUGUCGAUCGGACACUUGGAAUUCUUUUAUGAUCAGUCACCUGAAAGCAUGAGGAGCACUGCUACUGCACUGUUUUGGACUUCAAUUUCAGUUGGGAACUACGUAAGCACGCUGCUGGUUUCUUUAGUGCACAAAUUCAGUGCUGGACCUGAUGGAUCAAAUUGGCUUCCGGAUAAUAACUUAAACAAGGGAAAGUUGGAGUAUUUUUACUGGUUGCUCACCGGAUUGCAGGUUGUUAAUCUUCUUUACUACAUCUGUUGCGCCAAGGUCUAUACUUACAAGCCGAUUCAAAUCCAUAGCAAAGACAGCGAACCUGAAAAAGAUGGAUUAGAGCUUGCAAGCACGGUUUAGUCUGCAUUUCCAGGGUCUAUCUAGCUAGUUAAUGAUACAUCUUGUAGAGUAAGUUUAGGAGAUUUUAAUCUGAAUCAUAAGCAUGUAAAAUACUAAAUAAUAAUAGAAAAAAAAACGCACUGCAAGAAUUACAUUUUCUGAUAGAUGAAUCAUAAAGAAUUUCGAAACCA
Messenger RNA from Theobroma cacao (cacao), 1957 nucleotides. Its product is annotated as protein NRT1/ PTR FAMILY 3.1. Gene Ontology annotation, cellular component: membrane. Gene Ontology annotation, molecular function: transmembrane transporter activity. Gene Ontology annotation, biological process: transmembrane transport. Lineage: Eukaryota; Viridiplantae; Streptophyta; Magnoliopsida; Malvales; Malvaceae. The record is from RefSeq and is a predicted model, not a curated record.